AUUUCUAGGUCUAGGGCAAUGGCCACUGAGCUCCCAGGGCAUGAUCGUGAUCGCGGCAGGUCUGUAGAGUAGGAGUGUUCUCCUGGAUCUCGAUCGAUCCAGAAACGAUCGAUUGGAGCGCCAUGCCCAUGGUUUCUACCAGUCCGCCGGAUUUGGAGCCGACGUUGCUGGCGCUGGGGAUGAGAAAGCCGGAGGAUGACGAUGGCGACGAAGAAGAAGAGGCUCCCAGCUUUCUCAGCACCAACAAUUGUGGCCAUUUUCUUGGGAUUUCAAUGGACAAGCUCACGGCGAAGUACAAUGGAGAAGGCAAGCAUGGCAACGAUGUGGGGGCUGUCCAGGGAAACAGGCCGGCGCCAUCCAGAAGGCUUUGCUACUACUUCGAGAUGACCGUGUGUGAUCGAGGACAAAAAGGAGUGAUCUCGAUCGGAUUCAGCGAUCAAAACUUCAAGACGAGCCGUCAGCCCGGAUGGGAGCCAAAUAGCUAUGGCUACCACGGAGAUGAUGGGAAGCUCUACUACGGCCCAAAGAGCAACGAGAACUUAAACGUGACCUUCACAACGAAUGACACUGUUGGAGCCGGUAUAAACUACCUUGCUCAAGAGCUUUUCUUUACGAAGAACAGCAAACUAGUAGGGAAAAAAUCCAAGGAUGUGAAGGUUCCACUCUAUCCUACCAUUGGACUUCAUAGUCCCAACGAGAAGGUGUCUGUAAACUUCGGCCAAAAUCCAUUUGUUUUCGACGUGGAGGCUUUGAUUCAAGAGGAACGCGAGAAGCGUCAGGCAGAAGUGGAAAACGUUCCUCUGCCUUUAAGUGUGAGCCACAGCAUUGUGCGUGCAUACUUGCUACAUUACGGAUACCAAGAAACUUUGGAAGCCUUUGAUGAUGCUUGCGGUGGGACAUUCCCAUCCGUGGUGGGCUUGAAGGACAACGGUGUAAAGCCUGUUCAAGAGAACUACGCUCUCCACGAGAGAAAUGCCCUUCGUCGGCUCGCCAGGGAAGGUGAUGUGGACGGCGUUUUCUCGAAACUGCGGGAGUGGUAUCCUGAGAUACUAGAGGAUGGGCGCUCAGCCAUUUCAUUCCUUUUGCACUGCCAGAAGUUCAUUGAGCUCGUAAAGGCUGGAUCUUUGGAGGCAGCAGUCACUUAUGCCCGUGCAGAACUCGUAAACUUCUUUGGGAAUCUUUUGUUCCAGUCGCUGCUCCAGGAUUGCUUGGCUUUGCUCGCCUACGAAAAGCCGGCGGAGUCGCCCGUGUGCUACUUGCUCAAGGUCCGGCAGAGAGAGGCAGUGGCCGACGCGGUGAACGCCGUCAUCCUAGCCAUGAAUCCAAACUCGUCGGGUCCAUCGCCACAGUCGACGCUGGAGAAGCUGUUGCGGCAACUGACGUGCUCGCAGCGCGAGGUGCGAGCCACCAACGGUGAUCAGGGCGAAGUUUUUAGACUCCACAAGGUGCUGCAAGGCAGCAAAGACGGAGGCUGGUAAAACUAUAUCACACCUCCCACUGUCUCUCUCAAGUGUGGGAAACAAAGACUCGAAAAACAAAAGAUAUGGUGUAGUCCAUGGCUGGAAUCCAUGGAAGCUCCUGGCGUGGCAAAGGAGGAGCUCUCCACGAUCAAUUGUCUUUCAAUUAAGCUCGCGAUUUUCUUGUA
Molecule: messenger RNA, 1645 nt
Organism: Selaginella moellendorffii
Lineage: Eukaryota; Viridiplantae; Streptophyta; Lycopodiopsida; Selaginellales; Selaginellaceae
Product: ran-binding protein M homolog
Exons: 10
Coding region: 123-1478 (451 amino acids)
Biological process (GO): cytoskeleton organization; cell surface receptor signaling pathway
Cellular component (GO): cytoplasm
Molecular function (GO): protein binding
Source: RefSeq, a predicted model, not a curated record